AUGUUGUUCACGGUUGACAUUUUGUCGCGUUGGAAGACAGUACGGAGAAUUUUAGAAGCUCGUAAAAGAAAGGGAAAUAGUAGGAUUUUAAGGAGUAAUGGAUUACUAAGUGAUUUUGAACGAACGUAUGAUGAUGAUGAGUUAACUAGGGCAGGGGAAUCUGUGCGGUCUUUCUCAAUUUUCUCAAAGGGGAAGGUGACGUAUGCCACUGAUGAGUGUAGCAGUAUUUCCGAAAGUAAAGCUCGGAUAAGUGUAGGAAAUACUACAUUGGCUGAAGACUAUGAUGUAGAAUGUCCGAUGGGCUUAGUUCAACUAGAGAAGCUAACUGGUACAUGGCAUGCAGCCGUAGAGCAGGAAGAUAUAGACGUUUCUACGUGUUUCGAACAACUUAGCUUGAACAGCCACGUGUGUGAGGGUUAUAGUGAUAUGUUGCAACAAGCAUCGCUUCGUUUACAAGGCUAUUCAGGAAAUAUCGGAAAAAGUAUUCAGCCGAUAGAAAGUGAAGUGGAGAAAAAACUUGAUAUUCUUGGUGAGAAGUUGGAUCUUCUUAUGCAUGAUGUGCAUAAGAAUGUCAUCGAUGUCGCUCAGGCUGUAACGCGGGCCUCAGAAUAUUUUGACUGGUUUUUUCCUGAGGUAAACAAAAUAAACGGGAAGCUUUCGAAGCAAGGAUACGUUUUGCUAAGGAGGAUUACGAAAGUGUUACUUCAUCUUCAAGACAAUUUGAUUUCCUCGGAUAUUUUCAGUAAUACAAGAUCAGUACUAUUGAAACAUUAUGUGAGUUUUUUGGGUAAGUUGAACGCUGGUAUUCACGCCGCAGAUGUUGAUAGUCAUCUUGGCUUACCUUCAAUUAAUAUUUUCGCAAUAGGAAAUGAGUGCGAUCUUCCCAAUAAGGAAGAGAUAUUUGAAGUCAUGGAUGAGGUAAUUACUUCAGAGAAUGUAACCAUUUUUGACCAGGAUGGCGCCUUUAUUGCACCUGUGCUAAGGGGAUUGACUAAGGAGCUUGCAGUGUUGACUGUUAUGUUUGGAUUUCCGAACGUAACACAACAACAUCAGGAUAUGAUGAGAGUUUUGUACUCCUUUUUUCCUGAUGUGCAUUUUUACUGCAAGAAGGGCCGCAUUACGCCUUGUGCAUCAAAAGUUGCCUAUAAUAUGCUACAAAGGCUGUCGCCGAUGGAAGCCAUAACUUCGAAUACAUCUGACUUUAUUCCUCCCUACAAAUUGCCAACAGACGCUAUGUCGCCGCCAAUUUCUAUGUCACUUUCUACUGAAGAUAGUGUGAAAAUCACAGGUACCUUAGGGGGCUACUUGUACCCGCAAAUCAGCGAAAGCGAUUGUGCCUCAUCAGAAUUUGCGGGGGCCUCUUACGCGGUCACUUGUGCACAUGUUGUCCUAUCGGAAAACCAGGAACAUCCGUAUGUGUCUGUACCGUCUACGGUGCUACAAAAUACCUACAAGAGUGCGCUAAAGGAGGAAUCAGAUAGAUACGCUGAUGGUAGCGUGGAGAAGAGCAGUUUUCUCAGCGAGAUUCUUCGAAUUGAAGAAAAUAUGAGAUGGCAGCAACAGAACAAAUUUGGAAAAGUCGUAUGGGGAGAGCGUACUAUAAUUAACAAUAAGUUGUCCGACUUUGCAAUUAUCAAAGUUAGCCCGAAGUUUCGUUGUCAUAAUCAUCUAGGGGAUGAUCUGGUAGGCAUGCCAGAUCUGUCGUUGCGGUUUAAGAAUUUAUACGUGAAAAGGAAGAUAAUUAAUAUACUACCGGGUAUGGAAGUCUUCAAGAUAGGUGCAUCAUCAAAAUACACUUCGGGGAACGUUAAUGGUUUGAAAAUGGUGUAUUGGGCUGACGGGAAAAUACAAAGCAGCGAGUUUGUAGUAUCGUCUAAACAACCCCUUUUUGCAACAGGAGGUGAUUCAGGUUCAUGGAUCUUAACGAAACUCGAAGAUGAGCUGGGUCUCGGAGUAGUCGGUAUGUUACACAGUUAUGACGGGGAACAGAAGCAGAUCGGACUAUUCACCGCCAUAACCGAUAUUCUACGAAGACUACAUCAAGUUACGGGAGUUCAGUGGAACAUAAACCAGCCUUCGGAUUUAAUUUUUUAA
Messenger RNA from Eremothecium sinecaudum, 2094 nucleotides. It is a transcript of the gene SSY5, whose product is annotated as Ssy5p. The record is from RefSeq and is a predicted model, not a curated record. NCBI's taxonomy places the organism in Eukaryota, Fungi, Ascomycota, Saccharomycetes, Saccharomycetales, Saccharomycetaceae. Bases 1 to 2094 code for a protein of 697 amino acids. The transcript has a single exon.